Molecule: messenger RNA, 468 nt
Organism: Rhizophagus irregularis DAOM 181602=DAOM 197198
Lineage: Eukaryota; Fungi; Glomeromycota; Glomeromycetes; Glomerales; Glomeraceae
Source: RefSeq, a predicted model, not a curated record
AUGUCAGGUUUAUUAUUAAAUCCAGUAGCAUUUAAGGUUAUGAUUGAGGAAGCGGAUCCACGUUUAAUAGGAUUUUUUGACAUUGCAAUAAUACCUAAUACACAUUCAACUGGAUCAAAUAAUGAAUCUACAGACGCAAUGCAUAAAAAUUGGAGUAGCAAUGAUUUUCAUUCAAUUAAAGAAAAAAGAAGAUCCAAUGCUACUUGGCUUUCAACAGGUCAUCAUAUGACAACAUGUAUAUGUAAACAAAUAACUAGCUGCCCACAAAUUCCCAUUACUUAUAAUGGUGCUUCAAUUUAUAAUCCUACGAAUAUAGAUGUAUAUAAUAUUAAUAAUCACAUAUCACAAAAUGGUAGUAAUGAACUUACCGAAGAAGAACAAGACAAUGAAGAACAAGACAAUGAAGAACAAGAGGAGGGAAUAGAAGAAAUGAAUGAUUCUGAUUUAACUACAAUAUCAUUUAAUUAA